Messenger RNA from Penicillium angulare, 3171 nucleotides. RefSeq lists its product as uncharacterized. Bases 1 to 3171 code for a protein of 1056 amino acids. The transcript is spliced from 5 exons. The record is from RefSeq and is a predicted model, not a curated record. NCBI's taxonomy places the organism in Eukaryota, Fungi, Ascomycota, Eurotiomycetes, Eurotiales, Aspergillaceae.
AUGGCGUCCCGGGCGAACGCCAGGCAGUCGGAGGAGUUAAGGAGUGAAACAAUAGAAACAUUGUCGCGCCGUGAUACCCAGGCUACAAAGAAGGAGAAACUCAGCCUGAGGGGCUGGGUGGCGAAAGCAUGGAGGAAGACAGGGUUGGACAAGCAGACUAUCUUGUUGAUGAUUAAAUAUCAAGCUACCUCGGUGGCAGAUGAGUAUAGUACCCUCGGCUACCUGAUUGCCAUUGUAUCAAUCAUGGGCUUUGCGAUCAUGCCCCGCGCCAAGUUCAUUCAGAUGAUGAUCUUUGACGUCCUGGCUGUUUGUCUCGCGGCAUGCUUUGCCUUGUUAACAAUGUACUCCAGUGUGAAAGCACGUCAACACACCCAAUCAGGAUCAGGAUCAACGUAUAAUCCAUCAGCAUCAGCAGUUACUGGGGUGUGGCUAUUCUUCCAGAUCUGGAUCGCUCAUACCUUCCGAGCCAAAUAUCAGCAAUUUCAAUUCCCUGUCGUUCUGUUCUCAAUCUUCGCCAAUGUCUCUUCCGUUUACGCUGCACAAGAAGUCACCAUGUCAUCGGCGAUACAGCUUGUUCUGAGAAUGCUGAAAACCUUUCUCACGGGUUUGGGAUUAUCCACUGGCGUAUCACUCUUCAUUUUCCCGAUGACUUCGCGGAAGGCCGUCUUUGGCCAGAUGGGUGGUUAUAUUGGGAAUCUUCGAAAGGCCCUCACUGCACACGCUUUGUACUUCGAAUCAUUGGAAAGCGACGAUAUGUUUGGUCGAGCAGAGACAUACGACUCGUCACAGGAGAAAUGGGGAAAGAGUGGGAAGGUGUAUAGUCCCGAGGCGGAAGCUAUUCGUGGUGCAAUUCGGGGAAUUACUGAGCUCCACGCAAAACUUCAUGGUGAUCUCACCUUUGCAAAAAGAGAAUUUGCAUUUGGAAAACUUGGACCAGACGAUAUUCAAAUAGUGUUUCGACAUCUGCGCCAGAUCAUGAUCCCGGUCGUGGGACUCAGCUUCGUUGUUGAUAUUUUUCAGAGGCUAUCUGAUUAUAAUCGGUGGAAUGAGCCGAUCGAUCCCAAUGCCGAACCUAUUCCUGAUCAUGUUCGUCAGCAGGUUGUUCGUGAUUGGAAUGAUAUGAUGAGAGCGGUGCAUGAUCCUUUUGCAACUAUGAUUCAGACAAUUGACGAGGGUCUGCUACACACCUCGUAUGUGUUGCAAUUUACAAAACGGCCUAAGCGAGUGGCUGUCGCAACAAUGGGAACUGGAGAUGCGGACGAAGUCGAAAAUGAUAUAGAGGCUACAGCUGCGGAUACAGCGCCGGGUGAAAAGGGAUUUGCAGAGCACUUGGAGACGAAGUUGGGUGAAUUCCGCAGUGCGAAGAAGCUUGCUCUUCAGACUUGGGCUGAGGAGAAGGGUAUCUCGUUACCGGCUGAUUUCUUCGAACAUCCUUCCUCUGUUGAGAGUUUGAAGGGAAAUUUCUUCAGUGCGUCAACUUCAUAUCAAGACCGAAGUCGACGCCAAUUGUAUCUCUUUCUUUACAUGGAGCAAUUGCUUUUUUCAACCGGCCAAACAGUCUUAGGCUUCGUCAACUACGCCGACGGUGUUGCUGCAAAGGGUAAACUAUCACGCCGAAGACUAGUAAUCCCAGGCGGAAAACGUACCUGGAAAUGGGCCAAAACCUUUUUCAGCGCCGGCGAUGGUCACCACGAGGAUGACCAUCUAGGAGAUAUUCACACACACACCAACGCCCUCGAACUCGGAGAAGCAUACAAACACCGCAAAGACCCUGAACAUCUCCCACCCGCAAAUACAUUCCAGCGUAUCGGCGAUCGAGUCCGAGUUGUCCCGCGAUUCCUACGGUCCUUUGAAUCCUCCUACGGAUUCAGAGUUGCAUGCGCAACUAUGACCAUCGCAGUAAUUGCAUUAUUACGCGAUACGCAAGAAUUCUUCACUAGACAACGACUAGUUUGGGCAAUGAUAAUGGUUAAUCUAGCCAUGUCACCUACCUCCGGCCAAAGUAUCUUCUCCUUCGUCCUCCGUAUAGCAGGUACGGCUAUUGCAAUGGUUGCUUCAAUCCUAAUCUGGUAUAUACCCGAUCAAAAAACACCCGGUAUAAUCGUGCUCGUCUUCAUCUUCAUCUCAGCAGUCUUCUACGUCCCCAUCAAACUAUUUCGAUUCCGAGCCAUCGGCCUAAUAACAAUGGUUACAACAGCAAUGAUAAUCGGGUAUGAGCUCUCUGCGCGAAAAAUCGGUGAAGCAGCCGUUUCCGCCAACGGUCAAGCUUAUUAUCCAAUUUAUGAACUUGCGCCUUACCGGUUAGCGGCUGUUAGUGGGGGUAUUUUUGUUGCUUUUUUCUGGACUUUUUUCCCAUAUCCUAUUUCGGAAUAUUCGGCUUUACGGCAGAGUCUUGGUGGCUCUUUGUAUCUGCUUGCUAAUUAUUAUUCGAUUAUUCAUGAGACGCUUUCUGCGAGGAUGAGGGGAGAUGAGGGAGAUAUGACGUUGAAGAGUUCUGCGGGGAGAAAGUUGGAGAAGGCGAGACAUAAGGUGUUUUCGAAGCAGAUGCUUAUGCUUACGGGGUUGAGGACUUACUCAGGAUUUUUGAAAUGGAGUGUUCCUAUUGGUGGAAGGUUUCCGAAGAAGCAGUAUGAUUCUAUCAUUGUUUGCGUUGAAAAUAUCGUGAGCUAUCUCAGUUUACUCGGAUACGCAUCUGACACCCUGAUGCUUCUAAAUGACGAAGACGAUGAAUCCGGCUCAGUCUGGAUGCACAACUUCCGUCGACUUGUCGGUACUGCAAAGGUUACUACACAUGAAGUGACAUCCCUCCUUUGCCUUCUCUCAGCUAGCAUUACGAACUGCCAACCACUCCCUCCUUAUCUGAAAGCUCCACGACCAUACAGUUUCUCAAGCAGACUAGAGGCCCUCGAUAAAGAUAUCCUGAGCAUCAAACAUAUCAACGAGCCGGGUUUUGCGGCUUUUGCAGUUUUGCAGAUUUCUACGCGUUGUAUUGUUGGGGAUGUUGAAAGGCUCAUGAGACAUGUGAAAGGCUUGGUUGGGGAAUUGGAUUUCUCGUUUCAUGCUGUUAGCACGACGGAUGCGAGUAUUACGCAUUCGAGAAUGACUUCUCGUGCUCCGUCACGAGUUUCUGUGAAUGAGGUGCAGGCGUCGGAUCGACAAAAAGCGGAUUGA